AUGAAGUGGCGCCGCACCUCGGGUCAUGAUCGGCGCGAACGCGGACAACACUUGCCUGGUGGCCGCUCUACACCGGCCUGUGAUCUCCUGCAUCUGGCUUUCCACUUCACGGCAGACGAUCUCCGCGAGUACAAGGACGCCCAAGGCAUUGAACCGACCUCGGCCAUCCCCCAAUCCAAAUUUCGGCCGUUCAUGCGCCAUCAUGUCAUGGAGCACGGCCUACCCUUACGUCUCGACGCGGCCACCAACAACAUCGCAACCCGCUCGGCCAACGGUGUGGUCUGCGGCGCGAUUUCCGCCACUGACGACGAGGGCCUCUACCUCCUCAUCACGACGGAGAGUGAUACCACGUCGACAUCCUCGACACGCUCCACCGGUCCGAACAUCAACUCCAACGUCUUUGCCGCCACAUUCCCAUCGGUCCGCCGUGGCAAACAAGCGAAGACGCAAAAGGCCUAA
Messenger RNA from Aphanomyces invadans, 459 nucleotides. RefSeq lists its product as hypothetical. Lineage: Eukaryota; Oomycota; Saprolegniomycetes; Saprolegniales; Verrucalvaceae. The transcript has 2 exons. Bases 1 to 459 code for a protein of 152 amino acids. The record is from RefSeq and is a predicted model, not a curated record.